AUGACUUCAAUUUGGCAAGCGGCGCUCAAGGAGAUCUUUGCACCUGAUGGAUUCCAGCUCGAGUACAUUGGCUGUGUGCUCUCGCGACCGGGAGAUGUCGAUCAGAACUGGCACUUGGAUGGCGUUCACCGGAACCAGCACGUCCAAGAACCUGUCAAUCGUCUCAACGUAUUCGUGCCGCUCGUAGCCAUCACGCAUCAGACUGGAGGCACCGAGAUGAAGAUCAGGUCACACCUUCAUGACAACGGAGCUCUUGGGACGGCUUUCGAAGGUUACGCACACUUGCCAAGUGCCACAGCGUGUGUUGAUGCGGGGACGCCUAUCAUCAUGGACUAUCGCGUAUGGCACCGUGGGUUGGCAAACGCGAGUCAAGACACUGUGCGCCCUCUGCUCUAUUUCAAAUACGCGAGGCACGCAGCACGAGAAGCAACCCCGAACUCAGCUGUCCUAACAAAGAAGAGGAAGAGGAUCACGCCAACGGUGGUCUGA
Molecule: messenger RNA, 489 nt
Organism: Hyaloperonospora brassicae
Lineage: Eukaryota; Oomycota; Peronosporomycetes; Peronosporales; Peronosporaceae
Source: the annotation of a GenBank genome assembly